UUGUCAGUUUGAUUUUGUACGCCAGCCGAUUUAGUACGUUUGGAACGGACGUGGUCGCGACGUUAACAUAAACUCCUCUGCAAAUAUACAUACAUAUAUAUUUUUAGCAACUCUUUUGAAAGAGAAUUCCGCUAGUUUAUUUCAGUUGGAUAAAUUCAUCAAAGUAAAGAAUUUCGCGUGAAAAUGUCGUACCACAAGCCAGAAGCUAAAGCCAUUCAGGAACUAAAAGAUAUUGCACAUCGUUUGCGUAUCCAUUCCAUUACUUCAACUCAAGCAUCGAAGUCUGGUCAUCCAACAUCAUGUGCCUCCAUCGCCGAAAUUAUGUCGGUUUUGUUCUUCAACACCCUGCGCUUGAAUUUGAAAUUCCCACGCGAUCCCUCCAGUGAUCGUUUCGUGUUGUCCAAAGGCCAUUCAGCACCCAUUCUGUAUGCCGCCUGGGCUGAAGCUGGUCUCUUCCCCAUCGAGGAUUUGCAAAACCUGCGUAAAAUCGACAGUGAUCUUGAGGGUCAUCCAACACCACGUCUGAACUUCAUCGAUGUCGGUACGGGUUCGUUGGGUCAAGGUGUUGCUGUUGCCGCUGGUAUGGCUUACGUAGGCAAGAACUACGACAAGGCUGACUACAGAACUUAUGUUGUUGUUGGUGAUGGUGAAUCUGCAGAAGGUUCAAUUUGGGAAUCAUUGCACUUUGCUGGUCACUACAAAUUGGAUAAUUUGUGCGUUAUCUUCGAUGUGAAUCGCUUGGGUCAAUCUGAGCCAACCUCUUUGCAACAUCAAAUGGAGGUAUAUCGCAAACGUUUGGACGCUUUCGGUUUCCAUGCUUUGGUUGUCGAUGGGCAUGAUGUUGAGGAGUUGUGCAAGGCUUUCCAUGAAGCCGCCACAACUAAGAACAAGCCCACUGCCAUUAUCGCCAAAACGUACAAGGGCAAAUACUUCCCAAAUAUUGAGGAUUUGGAGAACUGGCACGGCAAGCCUUUGGGUGAUAAGGCUAAUGAGGUGAUCAAACACUUGGAGGGUCUUAUUGUUAACGGUGCCGUAGCCGGUCCCGUUGCACCCAAGAGUCCAACAAAAUUGAAGCAAGCACCAGUUGUCGACAUCACUAACGUCAAACUAUCGUCACCACCAAACUACAAAUUGGGUGAGCAAGUGGCCACACGUUUAGCUUACGGCACUGCUUUGGCCAAGAUUGGGCAAAACAAUAGCCGCGUCAUCGCUUUGGAUGGUGAUACCAAGAACUCGACAUUCUCCGAUAAGUUGAAGCAUAUCUUUCCCGAACGUUACAUCGAAUGUUUCAUUGCCGAGCAGAAUCUCGUUGGUGUUGCUAUCGGUGCCGCAUGCCGUGACCGUACUAUUGCUUUCGUUUCUACUUUCGCCACAUUCUUUACACGCGCCUUCGAUCAAAUUCGUAUGGGUGCUAUUUCACAAACCAACGUCAACUUUGUUGGCUCCCACUGUGGUGUGAGCAUCGGUGAGGACGGCCCCUCUCAGAUGGGUCUGGAAGAUAUCGCCAUGUUCCGUGCCAUCCCUGGCAGCACUGUAUUCUACCCCUCCGAUGCGGUCAGCUGUGAACGUGCCGUUGAAUUGGCAGCCAACACAAAAGGUGUCUGCUUUAUUCGUACAUCCCGCCCCAAUACUGCUGUCAUCUAUGGCAACGAUGACGUCUUAAAAAUCGGCAAAGGUAGAAUUGUCAAACAGUCACCCAAGGAUCAAGUGCUGUUGAUCGGCGCCGGUAUCACUCUCUACGAGUGCCUUAAUGCUGCUGCUGAACUUGAAAAGAGCGGUGUACACGCACGUGUGUUGGAUCCAUUCACCAUCAAACCUUUGGAUGCUCAACUCAUCAUUGAGAAUGGUCGCGCUGUUGGUGGUCGCAUUGUAGUCGUUGAGGAUCACUAUCAGCAAGGUGGUUUAGGUGAGGCUGUUCUGAGCGCUUUGGCCGAGCAACGCGACUUUGUUGUUAAGCAUCUGUAUGUGCCGACAGUGCCACGCUCUGGUCCACCAACUGUACUCAUCGAUUUGUUUGGCAUUUCUGCGCGUCAUGUUGUCAAUGCAGUUGCUGCAGUACUGAAACUGUAAGCGGCAUUUUCAUCUUUAGUAAUUUAGUAAGGAUUUACUAAACAAAAAAAAACCCCAAGAAAGUUGCUGAAUGACUUGGCAAUGUACUUUGCUUAUUUCGUAACUAUUUCUAGAUAUAAGCAGGAUCCAAGAAAAUGGAAAUUUUAUGAACGAUGUUCAACUAUUCUUUUUGUAUUGGUUACAAUAGAUGUUAAAUAAUAAAAUUUCACUUAAUAGUAACCCA
Molecule: messenger RNA, 2293 nt
Organism: Ceratitis capitata (Mediterranean fruit fly)
Lineage: Eukaryota; Metazoa; Arthropoda; Insecta; Diptera; Tephritidae
Product: transketolase-like protein 2
Exons: 3
Coding region: 184-2070 (628 amino acids)
Molecular function (GO): thiamine pyrophosphate binding; transketolase activity
Source: RefSeq, a predicted model, not a curated record